UUCAGAUUAUUUCUGUCACAUUAAUCAUUUUUUCUCAAUCGCAUUAAAGGAGCAUCAACUGUUCAGAAGUAUCAAUUCAAAACAGUAGCUAAGGCAUUGAAUGUGUUUUGACUGUUUCUAAAUGACAAUCAAUUAGCAAUAAACCUGAUAAAAACUAUAGAUAUAGGUAUGUUAACUGAGACUUUUGUUGAUUUGACCUGACAGUUAUGAGGAGGAGUUUAUCUCAGUCGUGUGACCUUAUUUUGAAACCUUUGCACUUGCACAGUAAAAGUUGGAAAGAAAAGGAUCUAGCACCAUACCAACUCAUCAUUAUCAGUCUUUUUACGUUAAAUCAAAACAAAAAUAUUUGGAUUAUGAGUGAAGAAAAUGACAACGCUGAGAAUCAGUUCAGUGUCUCUCCUGCCUUCUCCAUGCAGCAGGUGAUCAGUGUCUGGGUGCGGGACCCGCGGAUACAAAAUAACGACUUUUGGCAUGCCUACAUAGACUAUGAAAUUUGCUUACAUAGCGACAGCGUGUACUUCACCAAGAAGACAUCAAUUGUGAGACGCAGGUACAAAGAGUUUGUAUGGCUCAAACAGAAGCUACAAGCAAAUUCACAGAUAAUGCAAAAGCUACCAGAGCUUCCCCCAAAGAAUCCCUUCUUCAGUCUGAACAAUGCCCAACAGAUCACUGAGCGGAUGAAAGGGCUCCAGAAGUUUUUGGAACAGGCAGUCCAGAGCCCUGCGCUGCUGUCCGACAGUUGCCUGCAUCUUUUCCUGCAGUCACAGCUCAGCACUUCACAGAUGGAGGCCUGUGCGGCUGGAAGGACCCACUACACUGUGGCACAGGCAGUACAGUGCUGUGGCCUGAGGCGUUUCCACUCCGAAGAGGAUCUGCUAAAAAACCUCAGCAUGUCCUGUGACUCUGACUCAGAUAGCUCAGAGUGUAAAGAUCCAAAGCUUCCGAAGAAAGAUUUGGUAAUAAACAAAGCAGCGAGUGCACCUUCACUUGAUGUCAUGGGCACCAGCCAGGAGGGGAGCCUCAGCUGCUUUUGUGGUUCUACAUGAAAACAUCAUCGCCAGUGCAAAUGUUUAGAGCUUUCAAGAAGACAUUUUCCUGUUACCCAAUCAAAAAUGCACUUUUGGAAAUGUGGUUGUUCUUAAUUAUUUAACUUUAAAAAAUUAAAAGUCAUAACGUUUUGUGUUCUCAUUGGGGGCAUUUCAGUUUGAUGCAUCUUGUACAGUUAAUAGUAAUUAAAAUGCAUCAAUUAUCAAUAAAAUGUUGCCUACCAA
This is a messenger RNA of Eleginops maclovinus (Patagonian blennie), 1271 nucleotides long. Its product is annotated as sorting nexin-10B-like. The transcript has 6 exons. Gene Ontology annotation, cellular component: endosome. Bases 207 to 1046 code for a protein of 279 amino acids. Gene Ontology annotation, molecular function: phosphatidylinositol phosphate binding. Gene Ontology annotation, biological process: intracellular protein transport; vesicle organization; cilium assembly. NCBI's taxonomy places the organism in Eukaryota, Metazoa, Chordata, Actinopteri, Perciformes, Eleginopidae. The record is from RefSeq and is a predicted model, not a curated record.